CACGCGUGUGUAAAAACGUGUACGUGUGCGUGUGCGUGUACGUGUGCGUGUACGUGUGCAUAUUCCUCCUCGUUUCCUCUCUUCUCCAGAAACGUGCAUCUCCUCUUCUGGAAACGUGUGCUACUUAUUCGAAUCGACUUCGUUGAAAAAAGAAGAGGCGGGAUUUUCAAAUUCAAACCUAUCGAAUAUUCAACCGAUUCUUUUUCUACUUACUACGCACACAUGCCGAAGUCGGGUUCUAAGUGGAGGUUCUGGAGAAAGCAGAAGAGAUCUCCUUUGGAACAAAAAAAGGAGGAAAAGGAGGAGUUAAAAAAGUGCAAACGAAAACGGGAAGACGAAACGAAGGAUACCAUAACGAUAAGUCGAAAAAAGGACGAGACCACGAGUACGAGUCAGGAUUGCAAGAGGAAAAUAAUGGAGAAUAUGUUACCUAAGUGCGAGGCUCGACUACCAAAAGUCACCCCGAUCACCGACGAUUACGAGAUCAGUAAUCACGUUCUGGGGCUUGGUAUUAACGGGAAGGUCGUACAAUGCUACGAUAAAAAUACUAGGGAAAAAUAUGCCCUCAAGGUUUUACACGAUUGUGUUAAAGCGAGAAGAGAAGUUGAAUUACAUUGGAGGGCGUCCAAUUGUAGACAUAUAGUCCAAGUAAAGGAUGUAUAUGAAAAUUCGUAUAGUGGAAACAAAUGUUUACUCGUGGUAAUGGAAUGUAUGGAAGGUGGUGAAUUAUUUCAAAGGAUUCAAGAUCGACAAGACAGUGCUUUUACGGAAAGAGAAGCUGCACAAAUAAUGUACGAAAUAUGUGUAGCUGUAAAACAUCUGCACGAUAUGAAUAUUGCUCACAGAGAUCUCAAACCGGAAAAUCUUUUAUAUUCCAAACCUGAUAGUACGGGAAUUUUAAAACUAACUGAUUUUGGAUUUGCCAAAGAAACACAUAUGAAAGAUACAUUACAAACUCCUUGUUAUACGCCAUAUUAUGUUGCUCCAGAAGUUCUGGGACCAGAAAAAUACGAUAAAAGUUGCGACAUUUGGUCGCUUGGUGUAAUAAUGUAUAUACUAUUAUGUGGCUUUCCACCGUUCUAUAGUAAUCACGGUUUAGCGAUAUCACCUGGAAUGAAAAAAAGAAUUCGAUUGGGUCAAUAUGAUUUUCCUGCUCCAGAAUGGUCUAAUGUAAGUGUACAAGCUCGUGAUCUCAUUAAAGGAAUGUUAUGCACAGAUCCAGCACAAAGAUUGCAGAUAGACGAAGUGAUGCGCAAUAAAUGGAUUGCCAAAUAUACAGAAGUGCCUCCUACCCCUUUGCACACUGGUCGUGUAUUAAGGGAAGGUGAAGAACUUUGGCCUGAGGUACAAGAAGAAAUGACUCGUUCUUUAGCUACAAUGCGGGUAGAUUACGAUACGGCAAAUCUUAAACAACUCGAUCAUACCAAUAAUCCAUUAUUAAACAAACGUAGACGCGCUAAACAAUCCAGCGCUAUUCCACCUACCGCUAAUCCAACUCCUGCUUCCUAGGAGGAUGUUUUAAGAGCCAGACACAACUGGCAUUUUUUGAUACGCCGAUGCAUUAGGUACAGCAUUAUUACAAUGCGGAUUGUUUUUUGACGACUUGCAUCAUCAUGCAAAGGAAACAAACUUGCAAAGUAGAUUAUUAUUUUAAAAGAAAUUAAUUGUGUGCAUAUGAGUGCACAUACAUAUAUGCAUGAAGGAUUAACAUGCAUUAUUGCUCAAUAUAUCGAGAGUUCUCUCUCUCUCUCUCUCUCUCUCUCUCUUUUUUAACUAUUGUAACAUUUUUAAUAUUAAUUAUUUGUACAAUUGUUUGAAAUAAUUUGCAAAACUUUUUUAAUCAUAGACGCGAUAAUAAACUUUAGUAUCAUUAUUCUUGAGCAAUAAUAGCAUGUAUCCUUCAUACAUAAUCUGUUUUAAUAAUUUAUAAUUUUUUUCUAAACGAUACAAAAAUAUGGCCUGAUCAACAUUAUUUUAAACAUUAAUAUUCUAAAGGAAAUUAAGAGUAUAAAAAAGAAAAGUUAUUAGCAAAGAAAAAAUAAUAUACAAUAUUCGUUGAAGAACUAAUAGGUAUAUGCCUAAUUUCAUUUGAUAAAAAUUUUUCUAACGAUAUACUUACGUGAUAUCAUAUCAACGAUAUAUACAUAUAUUAAUUGCUGAAACUUAGUACAAAUUAUUCAAUUUUAUAAAUUUUUCGUUCUAGAACGUAAUCUUUACAAUGGCCUCUCCAUCUAUAUAUAUCCUGAAAAAAGCUUUGAGUGAUUGAAUGUAGAGUAAUCAUGAUAUAAUAUAUAUUCUAAUAUAUAUCUGUUUCCAAAUUGAAAUUUGUUUAUUAUAUAAAUACAGCAACAAUUUACAUCACUUCAUUUUAAACCGUCCAAACUGCAAAAUGCUAGAAACAGAAAAUAAUAUCAAAUUAGAUAUUGCUAAAUACGAUAUCGCAUUAGUACGAAAUUAUUUAUGUUGAUUGUAAAAUGAUAACGAGAUUCUAAGAAAAAGUAUUCACUGAAUGAUUAAAAGUCAAUGUGAUUACUUGAUAAAAUAAUUAAUCGAUUUAUUCAGACGCUUCACACUGAUCUUUGUAUUAUUAACAUCUCACUAUUUCAUGAAAUUUUUGCCUAAACAACACGAAUUUAGUGUUCCUCUUCGACAUUUCACUAAAGUUUUAAGAAUGAAUAAAACUAUAGCAUUGAAAAUACAUUAGAACAAUUAUAGAGAAUAGAAUUAUAUGAAGUAUAAUACUUUAAAGAGUAUAUUUUUACCAAUAUGUUAAAAUAAAAAAUAUUACUUUAAAAUAUAUUAAUCGUAAUGUUGGUAUAGAAAUAUACUUGAAAAUUAAGGUGAUCAAAUAAAAAUAUAGAUUUUACUUGAUUAUAAGUGGAUAGUGUGUGUAUAAAUUUGAUUAUAUUUUAUAUAAAUAAAUUUAGUAUAAAUAUUUAAAGAAAAUAUAUCGUCAAUAUCGUCAAUCAAUAACUAAAUAUUAAGAAACAGAGUAUAGAUCAGACUGUUUUUUAUUUAGAAGUGACUGAUAUCUAUUAAAAUUGUAAAUAUUCUUUAGGAUAUAUAAAAUUUGUAGUUGAGAAAACGAAUCGUAUAUCAUUGAUUUAUAGAAUUUAUUUAGGGUGGUGCUACUAUUUUCAAAUAUUAAAUAUAUUAUAAAAGCAAUUUUCAGUAAAAAAAUUUAUUUAAUAAGACAGACGAUAUAAAAUUAUUAAUAUCAUGAUUAUACUGGCCUUAUAAACGAUUAUCCUAAAUUAGGUGUCUUUUCAUUCAUACUUGUUCGGUUAGAAGUAGAAUCACGAAUUGGAUGAUUAUAUGAAUUAUAAUGAAUGCUGAUUUGACAUGCAUUUAUGAAACUCGACAAUAAAAAUGUGAAUGUUCAAUUAUAGAAUUACUAUUUCAUCUCAUUGUAUUUCUGUGUACCACAAAAGAAUUUUAAUUUUUAUCACUAUUAUUAUUAAACGAAAACCAAGCAAAACACGAAAUAAAACGAACGGAAUAUUUGUAACAGUUAAUGCUUAGAAGAGUUAUAACUCAUUUGAUAUAAAUAUAAUGCAGAUAGUAAAUUGUAAUGUUCAUGCACAUAACAUACUAUUUCUGAUUUCAAAACCAUACAAAUUUUAAUAAGGCUAUUACACUUUUAUUGUUUCUUUUAAUCUCAUCAAUAACUCUAGUAACAAUCAUGCACCAGUAUACAGUAUACACUGUUCUGUAGAUACAAGUAUUCUUAUAUUAUGUUCUUUCUCAAUAUGCGUGAGUGAUAAUGCAUAUAUAAUUCCUGAUAAAUAUUGAUCAAACUUUAUGACCAAUAUCUUACAGGAAUAUAUAUACUGUAAGUACUUACAUUUAUUAUUGUUAAAAGUACUUGCACCUUAAUGAGAAAAGAUUCAUUACAUCUAUGUAUAUCAAAAUAAAAAAAAAAUAUGUUGAAUACAAAGUUAUACAAAAUUAUAAAUAAAAUAAUUUUUAGAAACA
Messenger RNA from Vespula pensylvanica (western yellowjacket), 3975 nucleotides. It is a transcript of the gene MAPk-Ak2, whose product is annotated as MAP kinase-activated protein kinase 2. NCBI's taxonomy places the organism in Eukaryota, Metazoa, Arthropoda, Insecta, Hymenoptera, Vespidae. The coding region runs from base 223 to 1509 and encodes 428 amino acids. The transcript has 9 exons. Gene Ontology annotation, molecular function: calcium-dependent protein serine/threonine kinase activity; mitogen-activated protein kinase binding; ATP binding. Gene Ontology annotation, cellular component: nucleus; cytoplasm. The record is from RefSeq and is a predicted model, not a curated record. Gene Ontology annotation, biological process: peptidyl-serine phosphorylation; intracellular signal transduction; protein autophosphorylation.